GGACUGGGGAUAACCACCACCACCACGACCGCAAACAUCCCUGGGCUCCCAUCAGCGAGGGGACCUGGCGCUUCCAUCUGGGACAUCCCCUCUCCGGCUCCCUCUGCGAUAAGCAGGCUCGCUUUCCGUCCCCCACUCUGCCUCUCUGCCCGCUCCCCGUCCCCAUCCCGGGCGAAAGAAAAGGAACAAUAACACCCGCACGAAAGAAGUUCGACGCGACCCUCCGGGCGGAGUUGCUCCAAGUGCCGGCUUCUCGCUCAGGUCGGACGAGGCGGCGGCUUCACGGCGGAGAAGCGCAAGUCCUCCAAGUUCACGGAUGCCUCCGGGCUGCUGUGAGCGCCGCGUCUCCCUCGCCCGCUUCGGUGCCGCUCCUGCCUCGUCCCGCCACGCCAGCAGGAGCGGCGGCGGCGGCUCUUGCUAACCUUGCGCCCACUCCCACCCACGGCCCGGCCGUCGCUUCUCCGCGACGAGAGCGAGCGGAGAGAAAGAGCCAGCGAGCGGCAGAGCCCACCAUGCUGCUGAAGUUUGUUUGCUCGCCGCUGUUGCUGCCGCUCCUGCUGGCUGCAAGCUUGCAAGCCGCCGCCGCCGCCGCCGCCGGAGUUUUCCCAGCAACUUCAGCACCUGCCUAUGAUAAAGCUUCGCAACUCUCCAAGACGGCGGCGGCCGCUGCUACGGCGGCGGGAGUCGUCCUACCCUCCGCGCAGGAGCACCGAGCCAGCGGCCUCGUGGAGAGCAUCGACCGGACCUACUCGGGGGGAGGCAAGGUGGGCUACAUCCUCUACGCGGGGGGGCAGCGCUUCCUCCUGGACCUGGAGAAGGACGCGCUGCUGGGGUCCACCGAGCAGCUGCUGCAAGGCAAGGGCCACUGCUUCUACCGGGGUACAGUGGACGGCAGCCCCCAGUCCUUAGCUGUCUUCGACCUUUGCGGAGGCUUGGAUGGCUACUUCGCGGUCAAGCACGCCCGCUACACUGUGAAGCCCUUGCUCCGGAGCAAAGCGCGGGAGGAAGGGGAGCCCGCUCGGGAGCGGAUCUACGGAGACGAGUCCGCCCGGGUGCUGCACCUCUUCUUCACGGACCAUUUCAGCUUCGAGACGCUGCCUUCGCGCCCCAGCUGCGAGACGAGUGGCUCGUCCAGGCCCCCGGCUCUGGAUGGAAGGCGAUCGGGCCCCCAGGGGCAGCGGGAGACCGAGCCCACAGCCAGGGCGGCGCUUUCCCCCGACGAGUUCUUUCCCCAGGAGGUGGGCGCCAGGAGCAGGAAGCGGCGCUCUGUUUCCCGGGCCAGGCAGGUGGAGCUGCUCCUGGUGGCUGACGAGUCCAUGGCCAAGAAGUAUGGCAAGGGUCUCCAUCACUACCUGCUGACUCUGGCCACCAUUGCCUCGCGGCUCUAUGGGCAUGCCAGCAUCGAGAACCACAUCCGCCUGGCGGUGGUGAAGGUGGUGGUGCUGGGGGACAAGGAGAAAGGCUUGGAAGUGAACAAGAAUGCCGCCACCACGCUCAAGAACUUCUGCAAGUGGCAGCACCAGCACAACCAGCUGGAUGAUGAGCAUGAGGAGCAUUACGAUGCUGCCAUCCUCUUCACCCGUGAGGAUUUAUGUGGGCAUCAUUCAUGUGAUACUCUGGGAAUGGCUGACGUUGGAACCAUAUGCUCUCCUGAGCGCAGCUGUGCAGUGAUUGAAGAUGACGGCCUCCAUGCGGCUUUUACAGUGGCUCACGAAAUUGGACACCUCCUUGGACUUUCCCAUGAUGACUCCAAAUUCUGUGAGGAGAACUUUGGUUCUAUGGAAGAUAAAAGACUUAUGUCUUCCAUCUUAACAAGCAUUGAUGCUUCCAAACCAUGGUCCAAAUGUACUUCAGCAACAAUAACAGAAUUUCUGGAUGAUGGCCAUGGUAACUGUUUACUGGAUCAACCACGAAAACAGAUCUUGGGCCCUGAGGAACUUCCAGGGCAAACCUACGAUGCCAUCCGUCAAUGCAAGCUCGCAUUUGGGCCAGACUACACAGUGUGUCCUGGGAUGGAUGUAUGCUCUCGGCUGUGGUGCGCAGUUGUUCGCCAAGGUCAAAUGGUGUGCUUGACCAAAAAACUCCCUGCCGUGGAGGGGACACCAUGUGGAAAGGGAAGAAUCUGCCUUCAAGGAAAAUGUGUUGAUAAAACAAAGAAAAAAUAUUAUUCGGCUUCAAACCAUGGGAACUGGGGAUCCUGGGGCCCAUGGGGACAGUGCUCUCGUACAUGCGGUGGAGGUGUUCAAUUUGCCUAUCGUCACUGCAAUAACCCAGCACCGAGAAACAAUGGACGGUACUGCACAGGAAAGCGGGCCAUCUAUCGCUCCUGUAACAUCAUGCCAUGUCCUGCCAAUGCUAAAGCUUUUCGCCAGGAACAGUGUGAAGCAAGGAAUGGCUACCAGUCAGAUGCAAAAGGGGUCAAAACAUUUGUAGAAUGGGUUCCCAAAUAUGCCGGAGUGCUCCCAGGAGAUGUUUGCAAACUUACCUGUCGAGCCAAGGGAACAGGCUACUAUGUCGUUUUUGCUCAAAAGGUGAUUGAUGGGACGGAGUGUAGACCAUAUAGUAAUUCAGUCUGCGUCCGUGGCAAAUGUGUGAGAACAGGAUGCGAUGGCAUUAUUGGCUCAAAGCUCCAGUAUGAUAAAUGCGGCAUCUGCGGUGGGGACAACUCCAGCUGCACAAAAGUUAUGGGAACCUUUAAUAAAAAGAGUAAGGGCUAUACAGAUAUCGUGAAAAUACCAGAAGGAGCAACACACAUCAAAAUACGACAGUUCAAAGCUAAAGACCAGAGUAGGUUCACAGCUUACUUGGCCCUGAAAAAGAAAAAUGGUGAGUACCUUGUCAAUGGGAAGUACAUGAUCUCAACCUCAGAGACCAUCAUUGACCUCAACGGAACUGUCAUGAACUACAGUGGCUGGAGUCACAAAGAUGAUUUCUUGCAUGCAAUGGGACAUACAGGCACGAAGGAGAUCCUCAUAGUACAGAUUCUUGCAACUGACCCAACUAAACCAGUGGAUGUCCGUUAUAGUUUCUAUGUGCCAAAGAAGCAGACUCAAAUGACAAACUCUGUAACCAGCAACAGCAGCAGCAACAAACUGACACCUCCAUUCACAGAACCCCGGUGGGUGACUGGGCCAUGGCUCUCUUGUUCUCGAACGUGUGAUACAGGCUGGCACACAAGAACUGUCCAAUGUAAAGAUGGGAAUGAAAAAUUAGCAAAAGGAUGCCUUCUGUCUCAAAGACCUUCGGCGUUCAAGCAGUGCUUGCUCAAAAAAUGUUAACCUGUGGUUGUGGGCUUCUCAAAAAGGAGUCUUGUUAGGUCAUAGCUGACAUAUUGACAUAGGAUCUACCCAGGUGCAGAGAGAGUCAACACAUCAAGAUAUUUCAUAUCGUCUGAAAAUUAUGGGCAGAAUCUGCCUAUUUGGACCAAAUGAGGAUAUGCACUGGCCUGAAUGAUAAUGAGGUGAUCUUAAUAUGUCAAAGGCACUAAGUAUUAGUUGUUACAAGCCCUUUGUAUCUGCAAAUAAGAAGAGGAUAUACCAGUGAAUGGGUCAUCAUGAAGGUUACAGAUUCAUCUCCCUUUUCUCACCUACCUCUAACACAGUCUGUCCUUGGACAACUCAUCAUACUUACCCAUGAUACCACAAUAGUUUAUUUUAUACUAUUUGUAAAUAUCUUUGCUUUGGUAUGUCACUUUAUAUCACUCAAUCUUCUUGUGAAAGAACAACAUCCUCUCUAUAUGAUGCAAGUGACUGACCAAAGUAUGUUGACAGCCCUUGUGAAUGCCAUCACGUUCAAAAACGUGGCUGUGGAUGUUUUACUGGAAAAUUAAGAGCUUGCUGCUUUAAAAAGAGAGAGGGAAAAUUUUUGACAACAGGAAAUACAUUUCCAUUCUAGGAAUUUCCUGACAACAGAGUCUAAUUCUGUAUUAAUGCCUUUCUAAUGAUAAAUUCUUAUAUAGGCGCACUGCUGCAGCAAUAAAAUUAGCUGCUAGAAUGCUUCUUUAAGAAAAACGGGGGCAUAUUUAAUUCUGCAUUAGCAUUUUACAGGACAACAGCAAGAACUAGGAAAAAUGCAUCUGACAUGAUGCAAUGGCAAAGCAUUGGGUCAUGCUUUAGAGGUCUUCUAACUGAGCUAUUCUGAAAUCUUUUUACAUCUUGUUUCUCCAUUUGUUUCUCUGUGGCUUCCACUGGAAAUCUGACAACAUGUAAUGAAUUUGUCAUUGCAGAAGCUAUGAAAAACAUAACAAGUGGUUCAUUGCAUCUAUUAAUAUUUUGUCCAAUACCUCUAAUUGUGUGAUGCAUUUAACCACUCAAAUAUCCUAGUCCAGAUAUCUGCAAAUGCUCAGAUAUGAACAAGGAUACCUUGUUGCACAAAUUGCCAAUUAUUUCAAUGAAAGAUGUGCGGUCUUUUGCACAUGUAGAUUGGCUCUUUCCAUUAAAAUGAAUGGGGUAUGUUUCAUAUGCAACUCAAAACUUACAUGCCUUUAAUUAGUGUAUGGGUGGGUAACCCGUGCACAUUUUGGGGAGGGCUAUAUAACUAUAAGAAAUAUUUAUUUUUUGAGGCAUUGCAUAUUUUUGUAGAUUAAUGGACAUCUAUAUCCACAUACUUGGGAGUAAGCCCUGCUGAAUUCAAUAGAAUUUUAUUUCUUGGUAUACACAUAUAAGUUUGAAUUGUAAGGCUGCAGUCCUAGACAUACUAGGAAGUAAGCCUCGGUGAACAUAAUAGUAUUAACUUCUGAGUAAAUAUGUAUAAGUUUGUGCUGUCAGAGCCACAAGAAAGUCAUGCCACAUGUAGAUGUGGUACCUGAAGUGAAUAUUUGUUAAGUCUGUUUCCACAGAGGAAGGGAUUUUUCCCCCAGAUCACAGGCAAAUGAACUUUCCAUUUUAGAAGGGUAACAUAAAUACCUCAUCUCAAAUUUAAUGAAUUUAAUUAACUUUGAGAUCACAUUUAUGUCAUAUGAAUGAAAUAUGAAAUGUGGGUUUAUAAUAUGGAUGCAAGUACAUUGCAUCUCUGUGCCCCAUUGCUUUGAAUAAGCAGUCUAAGCACAUGAAUUUCCAUGAAAAUUUAGUUUUGGAUUUCAGCAAAGACAACAUUAUAGCCAAAAUAUCCAAAUUUAACUUCGAUUUUGACCUAAACUCUUUGCACAUUUGUAUUUGUCUUCAGCACCAGUUCUGAUGUUGUUCUGGAGCUGUGAUCAGAAAAUACCAUCCUAAGCAUUUAUUUUCUGAUGCAGAAAAUUUUAAGAUGAAUGGAUCUGGCCUAUAUUGCUAGACCACUCAAUUUAUAUAAUCCCUGUUUGACUUGAGUGGUUAUCCUAGCUAUGUGACACUUGGAGAAUUAGAUGGCCAAGAAGCACUCAGACAUUUUAGCUCAAUAGUAAAGUUACCAAGGCAUAAUUGCACUUCCAUUUAUGUGUACUAAACCUACUUGAUAUAAAGCACUUAUCCAUGAUGACUGACAGUUUAAUUUUCACAUCUCCCGAUAAAGUGAUAUUUGAUUGAAGAAUAGAGUUGGUCUACUUAGAGUAGACCAAUUGAAAUCAAUGGGACUUUUGGCACUAUUACUUAAGUCUUGUUGAUUGUAAAAGGUCUACUCAGUGUCUAAGUCUGGAUCCAUUCUCUUACAAUCAAAUUCUGAGUUAUUAGAAAUAUAUGAAAUCCUACCAGUAAUUAAAAUUUCCCAUACACUUCUGAAUGGGAAACUUUUGAGUGAACAUAAGCCAGUCAGGACCAGAAAAAGGGAAAUUCAAAGGCAAAAAAGCAAACUGUAUUUUAUAGACCAGGCACAGACAUGGUAUAUACUUCAUAAUCUAACUUAAAUGGCACAUAUAUGUUAGUCAGACUUAGAUAAAAGCAUGAAAAAGAAUGUGAAAUUCACAGUUUCCUUAUUGUAGCAUGAUAGUUAGAAAUGUGAGACAUGUGGUAAACAUGGUUAAUUUGGGCACAAAACAAAUGAACAAAAGGCAGAAUUAAAUUGAUUGGAAUGUUUUGACCUUUUCCUACACUGUACUACCACUUUCCACUGAACAUCUCCCAUGCAUCCACAUUGCUUUGUGGGCUAAUUAAUGUGAAACUGGUGCCAAUUAUGUCACUUUAUAUUUUCUCACUGUGUUUGAAGCAGGUCAGUCCCAAGGACUCAGAUCUAGACACAGCUCGGUUAUUUGAAUUUUAUCUGAAAAUCUCACUAGCUCAAUGAAUGCAUACUGAAUGUUAAAGUCAUAACCGAUGUCAUGAUUUUGAACACCUCUGCAUUGGAUAUAAACCUAUCCCCACUAGAUUCAGCAAUGACAUUACAAAUCAUCCUUAAAAAACAAGCCGUAAUCCUGAAGACACAUAACAUCAUUGUAUGGAACACACUGGGAAUAGUGGUUUGAGGGUUGCCACCAAAACCUACGGAACAUGGCUGAAUGCAAUCACUUUCCCAUGAAUUUAUCCUAUAGGAUGUAAGUGGGGGAAGAUGUUGGUAACUGAUCCCAGAUGUUAAAAAAUAAAUAAACUCAAAGAAGUAAGAAGCAACGUAGCACUGAAAAAAUAAAUAAUUUAUUGUUUUUACAUAUUGGUAUGUGAAUGGAUGUAAUGAAUUUAUUUAUUCUUAUUUAACGUGAAAUGCCAAUUGUGGAAAUUCUUAUAUAUUUAAAUGGUUUUGCUAUCA
Molecule: messenger RNA, 6651 nt
Organism: Varanus komodoensis (Komodo dragon)
Lineage: Eukaryota; Metazoa; Chordata; Lepidosauria; Squamata; Varanidae
Gene: ADAMTS5
Product: ADAM metallopeptidase with thrombospondin type 1 motif 5
Exons: 8
Coding region: 513-3278 (921 amino acids)
Biological process (GO): proteolysis; extracellular matrix organization
Molecular function (GO): metalloendopeptidase activity; zinc ion binding
Source: RefSeq, a predicted model, not a curated record